UCUUGUCCUAAUUAUGUACAGCCACACCCCUUGUAUGUUCUGUGCUCGUUGCUUCCUGGUUCAGCUCACCUGGUUUAACUAUCUCAUUCACUUCAUUGUUCUCCAUUAGUCCAUUUGUGUAUUUAUACUCCUUGUUUUUUAGUUUCCUUUGUCACUUCAUCCAUCCCUGUGUGGUCACUGAGAUUUCAGUUCAUGGAUUAACCCCUUUUUCCUGCAUUCCGUCUGUCUCCUGCCUCUCCGUCCUGCGUUUGGGUCCUCAUCUCCACCACACCGUGACACUCAGUCUUUGAUGUCUGUUGCUUCAUGUGGUCAGAUCAUUCUGUCAUGAUUUGAGGAGGAAGUGGACCCAAACGCAGGAUGGAGAAGGCAGGAGGCAGAUGGGUGCAGGAAUAAAGCUUGUGUCUUUUAACACAAGGCCAAACAAAGGAGACAAGACAGGGAAACGCAACAAAUGAUCUGACGAAGGACAACUGAAACCAAGGGGCAUAAAUACACUGAGGGACUAAUAAGGAACAGGUGAAGUGAAGGUGAGUUUGGGUGUCACUUGGUCCCUCCUCCAAGGAGGGCAAUGAUGGACUUCCUCCAGGACACAGCAAGUCUAUGUGAGAGGAGUCUGUGUGUGGCCCCCAAGUGUCCUCCCACAAGGUCCAGAAGGGGAGGGCCUUCUAGUUGCAAGGAGCUGAAGCCUCCCCGUUAGCAUAACCUCAAGGGAACUGGUGGGAAAGCUCCUUGGGCUGGACACAGAGCCAGCUUUUUGGCCCACGGUGUGGUCACCAGCACUUCAGAGUCUGACAGCAGCUCUUCAGCGUCUAACACCGGCACCCAGGUCCCAACCCUGGUCCACUCCACCCCAUGAGGUUCCUGUCUCCAAGGGGGUCGGGACAGGUGAAGAGAAUGAGAAAAAUCAAACCAGAUGCUCGGGAAACCCAAGAUUACUACACAAGUCACAUCAUAACAGCUAAAAAUAUGAAAACGGACUCGGAGGGAACCUUCCUCCUUCCAGAGGCAGAGGAGGUGGAUAGCAUGCGGCAUGUGGUGGUCUAUGACAGCAACACAAGCUGCUUAGAGGAGCAAGCCAGAGCAGUUGACUGUGCUCAAGUCCUGGCGACGGUCAGUCUUUAUCCAGUCCACAUAGUGAGAGGGGGCUUCCAGAGGUUCUCAGCUCUGUACCCUUUCUUAAGGACUGAGAAGAUACUUUACACUAUCACAGAGCUUGAAAACCUGAAGAUUUAUCCAGUGGAGAUUAUUCCAGGACUUGUGUUUAUGGGUGACCAGAAGCAAAGCAUGGAUGCAAGUAUCCUCACAGACCUGAAAAUUAGCGCGAUUGUCAGCUUCUCACAUCUUACACAGACUGAAUCUCUAGAAUCUACAAAGAGAAGCCAGACCAUCCUUAAUAUUCCUGUGGCUGAUUCUGUGGACUCUGAUUUAUAUUCAAGUUUUCAAAGGAUUUGCAGUUUUAUUGGUUCAUACAUCAGCGUGGGAUCUCGUGUCUUGGUUGUUUCCAGGCAAGGCAGAAGCCGCUGCAGCACUGUGACCAUUGCCUUCCUCAUGCAACGCUUCAAAUUUACACUAGAGGAAGCAUGGAUGAACGUGCUGAAAUGUAAACCCACCAUGAGGCCCAAUACUGGAUUUCUGCAGCAGCUUUCUGACUGGGAGCUUCAGACCAUGGGAAAGAAAUGGACUGAUGUCUCCCAGUGUCAUCUUUAACAACAGAAGUAGCAGUUAACAUUCAAGCUGAAGGGACAUCUGUCUUCUUUACCUUCACAAGAAAACUUAGCUUAGAUAAAGCUUCACAAAAAUGUGGCCAUUUAAAAGUUACUUCAGAAAAAUAAACUUGUAUAUUGUCAUUAUAUAACAGUUAGCUGGGCACUUGAUUUUCAUCCAUGUUUGCCAAUAAUUUGGGGAUUACUGGGCUUGACAUUUGUUUUAGUGAUGCAAUUAGUGACAUCUUAAUAAUUUAGUGAUGCACAACUCUGUUUUGGGAAAUGGUUUGAGACAUCAGUCCUUAAUGAGAGCUAUUACACAGCUCACAACAAUAAUGGGAAGACUUCAACAACA
This is a messenger RNA of Melanotaenia boesemani (Boeseman's rainbowfish), 2058 nucleotides long. RefSeq names its product serine/threonine/tyrosine interacting-like 1 (gene styxl1). The coding region runs from base 853 to 1707 and encodes 284 amino acids. Gene Ontology annotation, molecular function: protein phosphatase binding; pseudophosphatase activity; protein tyrosine/serine/threonine phosphatase activity. Gene Ontology annotation, biological process: negative regulation of cytoplasmic stress granule assembly; protein dephosphorylation; positive regulation of intrinsic apoptotic signaling pathway. The record is from RefSeq and is a predicted model, not a curated record. The transcript has 9 exons. Gene Ontology annotation, cellular component: mitochondrion. Lineage: Eukaryota; Metazoa; Chordata; Actinopteri; Atheriniformes; Melanotaeniidae.